AAUUUAGCUGUAUCUACGUCCCAAGGAAACAGUUGAAAUUGGGACAUGCAGCAUCCCUCCCGGGACCGCGGGAUAGAAGCCGAAAUUCAGCACUGUCUUGCUGGAUCCAGUACCGUUGGGAGAGCUCCAAUGGGCCAUUCAAGAAGUCAAUGCGGGAGAAGGCGGUAGAACGCAGAAAUGUGAAUAAAGAGCACAACAGUAACUUCAAAGCCGGAUACAUUCCCAUUGAUGAAGAUCGUUUGCAUAAAACUGGCCUGAGAGGCAGGAAAGGCAACUUAGCCAUUUGUGUGAUUGUCCUCCUGUUUAUCUUGGCUGUCAUCAACUUAAUUAUCACAUUGGUCAUAUGGAUUGUCAUUCGUAUUGGUCCUAAUGGAUGUGAAAGCAUGGAAUUUCAUGACAGCGGCCUUCUCCGGUUUAAACAAGUCUCUGACAUGGGCGUAAUACAUCCAUUAUACAAGAGCACUGUGGGUGGACGACGCAGUGAAGAUCUGGUGAUCACAGGCAACAAUCAGCCGGUGAUUCUUCAACAAGGUUCGACAGUAUUGAAAGUGGACAAGAAUAAGACCUCCAUUACUAGUGACAUCGGCAUGGAGUUUGUGGACCCUCGAACUCAAAACACUUUGUUCAGCACAGAUUAUGAGAAACAUGAAUUCCAUUUGCCAAAAGGAGUAAAAACGCUGAAUGUACAGAGAGCAUCUACAGAAAGGAUUACCAGCAGCGCAAGCAGUGAUCUUAAAAUAAAUGUUGAUGGACAAAUCACUGUCCGUGGAAAUGAAGGAGUCUUUAUAAUGGGAAAGACCAUAGAUUUCCGGACUGGUGGAAACAUUGUACUAAAAGCAGAAAACAGCAUAAUUCUGAAUGGCAGCGUGGUGGUCACUCCUUCCCGGUUACCUACUUCCACAGGGGAGCUGAUGUACGAUGACGGGACAGAGCGUUACAAGCUCUGCAUGUGUGCAGAUGGGACUCUGUUCAGAGUACUGGUGGAGAGUCGUAACAUGGGUUGCCAAACUUCAGUUAACCCUUGUGGAGCCACAUUUUAAAGAGUGACACCAAGCCAUCAAUUCAUGCAGUAUUUUACUUUCAGUAUUUGUUCUGUGUGUGAACUGUUGGGGUACUCUAUUAUAUUUGGCAGCCUGUUUUCACAAUGCUAUCUGUCUGCUUCAUGAAUUCAGAAUUAUACCUCACAUCAAGGUAAUGUAUCUAGGACAUGUCUUUAUUGUACCUACUUUGUAGGGGAAGUAUUUCCUGACAUAACCUUUCAAUACCACUUGGCUUGUUUAAAGCAUUUACGGAAGGCUGAUCAUACAUAUAAGAUGGCUCUGGGUUAAACGCCAUCCUUCCUGAUCACCCCAUACACAUGUGUGGUCUGCUGGGCCAAGCAUUCAUCUUUUGCGAAUAGGUGAGGGGAGAAAGCUCAACAAAAGCAUUGGGCUAUUGACAUCCAAUUCCCCAAUCCUUAUCCUACCCAACAUCUGCCACCGAGGGAGGGUUGGGAGACCCCCACAUACAUUAGCAGGUGUAUCUGGCACAUAUCUAAUGCGUAUGGCUAUCUUUUGGAAAGUUUCAGACUUUUUUUAAUUGCAGAGAUAAUUUUUCCACCUCCUUUUGAAAGUAUCCUUUCUAUCUUAUCUUAAAAAUCUUAGAAAUGUAUACAAUCUUAUGCAAAACUUUCAGCAGCCCCUUUCAAAUGACGUAAGGUUCAAGUAUUCUCCUGUCUUAGCACUGCUCUUUCUGUCACCAGGGUUGGGUGAAUAUGACAUGGAAGCCGUAUUCUGUAUAUGAGCCUGGUGAAAUGUACUCAUGUGUGCAGCAGUAGUUGAUUAUUUACCAAGAGCCGCUAUCUAAAGACUGCAGUAUACACAAAUCUAGUUUGGGACUUUUAGAUUUGUACAUGUUUUCCAUUUUUGAUUGAAAAUCAGCAUACGUUCAGUUGCUUCUGUUUACGUGUAGGCUUUGCAGUUAUGUGAGCCUAAAGACCCCUUUACACAACCAAAGAACAGGAAGGAGCAGUCCUGAUAAUUGCCCUGUAUAAAGGUGCUUCCGAUCACGAGAUGAACAAGCUUGUUCAUUGAGUGAAAGCAAGAAAUCAUGCUGUCUAAACAGAGAUCUGCUGCCCAGAAACAAUAAUUCUCUAAUGGGUAUAAGCAAUUGCAGCAGCGAUCCCUCGUCCCCAUUCAGUGGAGGAGAUUGUUGAACUUAAAUGCAUGUAAGCAGGCAUUUAUCAGGAACAAAUGGAUUGUUCCCAAUAAUUACCUGCUGUAGGCCUGUGUAAAGGGGCCUUAAGGGUUGUCACACACAUUAGAUUUGAUCCUGCAGCCAACUAUGUAAUAUGUAUGUGGGUCUUCCAACUCUCCCCAGGAGAAAGUUUAAUUGAGGAUGCAGGCUUUCAAGCUGCUCAGUUUUUUGUUCCCUAGGGAGAUAUGGUGCUCCUGCUAAGGCAGUGACAUAUCCCCCUCUCCACAUUAAAUAUGGAGAGUCCAGAAGAAUAGCUGUCACUUGAACGAUUUUUAAGUAUAUGGCCACCUUUCUGUUUUUACGGACACUACAUCAAAGCCAUUUUUCAGGCUUUUAGCAUAAUUUCUGUCUGUUCCCAGCAAAGUUCAGCUUGCACAGAAAGAGCACAGUCAAGAUUAGAUUAUGUACACAGCUCAAAGGCAAUUGCAGCUUUACAACAAAAUUAUUUUAAGCAGAAAUGCAUAAUCAUUGUAAACAGUAUAGUUAUGGGAAAUGUCUGCAUUGUAAAUGGUCUUGAAGUGGUGAUGAUCUCAGUCUAAAGCAGGCCAUCUACAUUUGUUGAACAUCUAAUAUGUAUGCUGAUAUCCAGAAACUCCCUAGGUGGUAGAUGUUGGGGAAAAGAAGGAUCAUGCAUGUUUGAUUUCAAGGGCGAUAAACCACUGGCAGAGGCGGCUUACUCCCCUCUACACAUGCAGAACACAUGCACACUUGACUAAGCUGAGAAUUGACAUGUAUGUGGGUGGGGAUAGUUGUUGGAGAAACAAGCAUUUUCCUGACAGCUAAAGUGUAUGGCCUUCUUUACAUUUCCAUUGGAUCUAAUAAUGUUUUCUUCUGCAUUAGCCUAACAUGGAGAUAUUACAUGUAUUUGUUAUUUUUAUGGAUAGUCUGUAUUUUAAUCAGCAUUGGGUAGGAGGGGACCAUCGUUUCCUUUGAACUUUCUAUGUCUGCAAAACGGGUAUUUUGCAGUUUAUAUAGAACAAACUGCCCUCUUACUAUAUAAAAUUAAAAAAAACAUUUCUGCUAGGCAUCAAGGGGGUUCCAGUGGGUGGAUGUUAAUGCAGUAUCUAAUUUAUAUAUCUAUAUUCAGGAGGCAGUAAUUACCGGUAAAUGCAUCAUCCAAAUAAAGUUUUGCCCAGUCCCCUAAUACUCUUAACUUGGAGCAUUGGAAGAGGCAAGACCAUAGGGAGUGAUAGGUUUUGUGGUUAAAGGGAUUUUCUGAGACUUUUAUACUGAUGACCUAUCCUCAGGAUAGGCCAUCAGUAUGUGAUCAGUGGAGGUCCGACACCCGGGAACCCUGCCAGUCAGCUGUUUAAGAAGGUAGUGGCCUUCUCUCAGUUCACCAAGCAAAGCACUAUACCUUGUACAGCGGCUGUGCUUGGUAUCACAGCUCAACUCCUUUCACCUCAAUGGGGCUGAGCUUCGCCUCAGCCAUGUGACCGAUGAACGUGACGUGUUGGUGCCUUCGCAAACAGCUGAUUAAGAAGCAGAUGUUAGACCCCCACCGAUCAGAUAGUUAAAAAUCUUGGAAAACUCCUUUAGAGCAAACCCCAGAUUUUGAAGUGUUUUAUAUCGUUACAUCGGUAUACUGUAUCUUUUCAUCUUGUUUGGUUUGAAAACACUAAUAUCUGUGACCUUAAGCAUUGUGCACUAAUAAGCCAAUACAGUAUUAUCUAUGAAUGCGUGCUGCUGUGGCCCGAAUAUUUAUUUGUGGUAUGUCAGAACUGAGUGCUGUAAAAGAAAAAAGACGAGAAAAAUAAGAGAAAAAUAAAAACAGGACUUGUAUACAAAUGC
Messenger RNA from Bufo gargarizans (Asiatic toad), 4026 nucleotides. It is a transcript of the gene SGCB, whose product is annotated as sarcoglycan beta. The transcript has 6 exons. The coding region runs from base 150 to 1040 and encodes 296 amino acids. The record is from RefSeq and is a predicted model, not a curated record. NCBI's taxonomy places the organism in Eukaryota, Metazoa, Chordata, Amphibia, Anura, Bufonidae. Gene Ontology annotation, cellular component: sarcoglycan complex; sarcolemma. Gene Ontology annotation, biological process: muscle organ development.